UAAUCCGAUGGGCUGACUUGUGGACUGACUGCUCGUCGGUGUCGGUCUCGGUCUCGGUGUCAUUGCCUAUAUCUCAUUCGGAUCUGUUCCGUGCUCUGAACCACGCUUAUUUUUCAGCUGUACUGCGUUCGCACAACAACGACUUUGUCGCCCAAAUCGAAUAUAUUACAAAAGUAUUUAAAAGUGCUAAAGUCUUUUAAGAUGUGCUAAAAAGUUUUGCAUAUCAAAAGCCAGAGAGGGUGCAAAUUAAUUGAAAUUUGCUUUUGCUCUAAAAAAGGUGCUAAAAAUAUUCCCAACGAGCUGUGAUUUACUUAAAUGAUGCGAUUCAAUUUCUCCAAUCACUCAACUUCGGAGGCGACGUCGGCCGGUGAGAAGUCCACACAGCCGCUGACGGCCCACAAACGACCGCUGACCAUCGAAGCGGAUCCAGACUCGCUGGACAGUGUCAUCAGUAAUCCGCAAUCGUUUCCCAUAACAAUUGUGCCGAAUCGACCCGCCAGUUUCUAUGGAUUGGCAGCAAAUGGCAAACCCUUCAAAACUCAGCCGAGCUGCAGAUCGCGCAACUUUCGACCGGGCAGCAUGCGAAGGGUGCGCAGGCGCGCUGUCUUCAAGAAUGGCGACUGCAAUGUGGUGCAGAAGAAUCUGCAGAGACGUCGCGUUCGCUUCCUGCAGGACAUGUACACGACGAUGGUGGACUGGCAAUGGCGCUGGACCCUGCUCGCCUUUGCGCUGAGCUUUAUACUCUCGUGGCUGUUCUUUGCACUGCUCUGGUGGCUUAUCAUGUACACACACGGCGAUCUGGAGGAGCUGCAUAUGCCCGAUAACCAAGAGGAGUCUGGCUGGUCACCGUGUGUCUCGGCCAUUGAUGGCUUCACCUCCUGCUUCCUCUUCUCCAUCGAGACACAACAUACGAUUGGCUAUGGUGUGCGUACCACAUCGCCCGAGUGUCCUGAAGCUAUUUUCAUGAUGUGCUUCCAGUCCAUCUACGGCGUGAUGUCUUCGGCCUUCAUGGCUGGCAUUGUGUUCGCGAAGAUGACGCGUGCAAAGCAACGGGCCCAGACACUACUCUUCUCCAAGCACGCGGUCAUUUGUCAGCGGGACGGUUCUCUGUCUCUGAUGUUCCGUGUGGGCGAUAUGCGUAAGUCGCAUAUCAUUGGAGCGGGAGUGCGGGCUCAGCUUAUACGUACGCGUAGCACCAAGGAGGGCGAAGUGAUGACCCAGCACUUUACAGAGCUGGAAAUUGGCACCGAUGAUUCGGGCUCAGAUCUCUUCUUCAUUUGGCCCAUGGUCAUCGAGCACAAGAUCGAUGAGAACUCCCCGCUUUACGAAAUGAACGCCACCGACAUGCUGCACGACAAGUUUGAGAUUGUCGUCAUAUUGGAAGGCACUGUGGAGUCUACAGGCCAGUCUGCGCAGGCGCGAUCCAGUUACAUCAACACUGAAAUUCUGUGGGGACAUCGUUUCGAUCCUGUUGUGUUGUACAACAAGGACUUGCAGGCCUACGAAAUCGAUUAUGCGCGAUUCAAUGAGACCACGCAGGUGGACACGCCGCUGUGCAGCGCGCGGGAGUUGAAUGAGAUCUAUAAAAUACAGGAGGGCUUCCGCACACCAGAAACCACCUUCACCAUGCGCCAAUUACCCCACAACUAUUCCGAUCAAGCGUCAUAAGCUUUUGUGUCGUCCAACAUUCCAUAAUUGUAUUUUGUUGCUGUAGUAUGUAGUUUGUUGUCCAUUGUGUUAUGCAAUCAGCUUUCUGUUCCAUGCACCCACCACCUUGUGUAAGUUGCUAUGAAAUCUCUUUGUGUAUUCAAAACAGCCAUCAACUUGGAGUCAUUUUAGAUUAAUUAUAAGCCCAAAUUAUGCCAAGUUAAAAGCGUAUAUUCCGUAUCAUUAUAAAGAAAGUACUUUAAGGCAUUUAAAACCAACAUAAAUAAACAAAUGUGAAGAGGAAAAACCAUUUCGCGAUUAGACAAAAGCUUAAA
Molecule: messenger RNA, 1982 nt
Organism: Scaptodrosophila lebanonensis
Lineage: Eukaryota; Metazoa; Arthropoda; Insecta; Diptera; Drosophilidae
Gene: Irk2
Product: G protein-activated inward rectifier potassium channel 3
Exons: 5
Coding region: 316-1668 (450 amino acids)
Biological process (GO): regulation of monoatomic ion transmembrane transport; potassium ion import across plasma membrane
Cellular component (GO): plasma membrane
Molecular function (GO): inward rectifier potassium channel activity
Source: RefSeq, a predicted model, not a curated record